Photinus pyralis (common eastern firefly) is the source of this 3901-nucleotide messenger RNA. RefSeq lists its product as uncharacterized. The coding region runs from base 1024 to 3309 and encodes 761 amino acids. The record is from RefSeq and is a predicted model, not a curated record. The transcript has 2 exons. NCBI's taxonomy places the organism in Eukaryota, Metazoa, Arthropoda, Insecta, Coleoptera, Lampyridae.
GUUUUGACCAAAUAUUCAUGUUGUUCAUCAGUAGGAUGUAUUCUCAUUUAUUAAUGAGAUGUUUUAGGCGUUAUUGAUUAAUCAAUAAUUAUUCACAAAUAUUAUGAUAAUGUGUUCUCACAACCACUAUAUUUAUUACAGUUAUGUACGGCCCUUUAUUAAUAUUAGGAAACGUGCAUCACAGAAAACCGCUACCGCGUACAUUAGAGUGAUAUAAAAGUUUGUUAACCUAUGAAACCGCAACAUCAGCAUAUUAAUGCUGUUUAUUAAAACAAUGUACCUCUGUUCUUGAGUUAUGAAUUUGUUCAUAGUAUUGAUGUCCACCUACAUAGAUGGAAUACACUUUUAUGUGUUAAUUAAUAUGGGCAUUGCAUCUAUAACGCGAUCGUAUAGACAAUGAAUGAAUGAAGCAAUUCAUCAAGUAAACGCGCCAAAACUCCUGCCGUAUACUUUACGUCCAGCGUCUUUAUUGCGCCAUCAGUAUAUGCUAGUGGUGUUUUAACUUGUUAACGUGAUAUAGAAGUGUAUCCUGUGUAUCAGUGCAACUGUGCUUUAAGAUUCAAAGAUUCUCACCGAGGUGCCUACCCAAGUAGGUACAAGGAUCAAAAAGUGUUUCCUUUGGAUUUAAGAUAAGUACCUAUACCUACUUACUAUUUAAGUUUAUACCUAAAUACCCACCCUAUUCCCGGUAAAUUUAUCCGGUGUGUAUAAUAAUCAUCGAUAGAGGUACCAAUAGUUUACGGGAAUAGGCAAAAUGUUAUGUUUUUUGUGUAAACAAUUCUUUAGUACGAUACCUUUGCUAUUUUUUCAUUUUAAACGUACUCACGGCCUAAAAUCAAAUGCAAUAUUUAGAUGUAGCGAAACUAACUGCCAUCAGAUUUUUCAAAAUUUAGGAAGUUUUAAAAAACAUUUAGAUCGAAAACAUGUCACCAAAUCACGGGGCGAUACAGUUAUUAUAAAUAGUGAAAAUAUGGCUCUUCUGUCAAUGAAAGCAAUAUUCUUAACCAUGAGCAUGACGUUGACAUGGAAGUUACGAAUAAUUUAUAUAGUGGUCUCUCGGCGUCAACAAAAACAAAAGCUGAAAAUUUAUAUAAUUAUCCCUCACUUAAUGUUUUAGAAAAUCCACCUGCGAGUAAUGAUACUCACCACACAGUCAAUUUUCAGCCCGAACUGUUGUUAGAAAAAAUUUCCAAUUGCGCUACGAAAUUUGUGUUUGCCCUUCACAACAAUAACAAUUUCUCGAGGAAAGAUGUUUUCGAAAUUCAAGAAACUGCUAAGCAAUUCUUGAUAGAUCCGUUAUUAGAUUUAUUUAAAUUAUUCGCUGUUCAUAAAAUUGAGCUAGAUGUGUGUGCCCAAAAUGAAUUAUGUGGUCUCAUUUCCAAAUGUAGAAAUCCAUUUAAACAUUUGAACACCGACUACCUUUUGUAUAAAUGGCUCAAUGAGGGAGAUUACGCUAAAAAUAUAACAGAAUUUACUAUCGAUAAUCAAGUAACUACAGUCCAUCGUAAAGGUAAAUUAGUUUAUGAUGAAAAAACUAUUAAGGGUGUGGUCAUGCCACUAAAGUUCCAGUUCAGAAAGACAUUCGAAAAAGAUGAUUUGCUCUUCCGGACUCUAGGAAAUAUAGAGCUUUUGAAAAAUGACACCAGAUUCAGUAACUUCGUACAGGGGAAAUUAUGGCAACAAAAAAUGGCCUUAUAUCCGAAUAAAACAAUAAUACCCUAUUUUUUAUACGUGGACGACUUUGAGAUUAAUAAUCCUCUUGGAUCUCACGCUGGCACACAGUCUGUUUGUAAUUUGUAUUAUUCAUUUCCGUGUCUUCCCGGGGAGAGUUCCAAGGUGGAAAAUAUCUUUUUUGCAGGUACAAUAAAAUCGACCGAUAUAAAAACUCAUGGAAAUGAAAAAUGUUUCGAGUUUCUUGUAGAGCAGUUAAAAGACCUAGAAAUAAAUGGCAUAGAUAUUAAAACUAGUCAGAAUUUGAAUCCAAUACGCCGGGUUCACUUCAUUCUAGGCUUAGUUUUGGGUGACAACUUAGGUCUAAAUGGGUUUUUGGGCUUCAACAAAUCAUUUGUAAGUAAAAGUUAUUGUAGAAUUUGUAAAGCAGUAAAGGAGGACUGCCAGAAAUUAACGUCUGAAAAUUCUGACUUGAUUCGAACAGUUACUAACUAUGAGUCAGACGUACAACUUAAAAAUAUUGUUGAAACAGGGAUUGAAAGUAAUUCUAUUCUGAAUUCGAUUCCGUCAUUUCAUGUUGUUGAUAACUCAUAUGUAGAUAUUAUGCAUGAUUUAUUUGAAGGGGUCUGUCACUAUGACUUGUGCCACAUAAUUCCCCACUUUAUUAAAAUGAAAUAUUUUGAUUUGGAAACCCUCAAUUCUCGCAAACGAACUUUUGAAUAUGGUCGUCAUGAAAUUGGGAAUAUUUCUGGCGAUAUUAAGCAGCUUCAUUUAGACAAAAAAAAACUGAAAAUGUCUGCAAGGGAAAUGAUGUCAUUUAUCAUAUUUUUUCCGCUUAUGGUGGGAGAUUUUGUUCCAGCCGAUGAUGACGUCUGGAAAUUCCUCAUUAAUUUCGUUGAGAUUAUUGACAUUAUACUGUGUUUUGAAAUUCAUGAAUCUAACCUUACAUUAUUGGAGAACAAAAUUAAAAAGCACCAUGAAGAUUAUAUUCUAUUAUUUCGUGACACCUUAAAGCCUAAAUUUCAUAAUUUUGUCCACGUUGUUAGAGUAUUACGUAACUCGGGUCCCCUAAGAAAGUUGUGGUGCUUCAACUACGAGACUAAACAUCGUCAAUUUAAAAUAUAUUCCCACUGCAUAACUUCUAGAAAAAAUAUUUGCUUAACUUUGGCAAAAAAAUAUCAACUAAAAUUUGCGAACUACUUAAUCCAUCAGGAUACUAAUUUAGAAGAGUCUUCAGUUUGUUUGAAUCCAAAACAUGAAAUAGGUAGCAAAUUUCUUAAUAUAAUCUUGUCAAAACUAAAUAGCAAGGAAACAGAAUUGAAAUUUUAUUCGAAAAUUGUGUACCGAGGUCAUGAUAUCAUACCAACGGAUUACAUUGCAACAUUUGAGGAAGAUAUAUACAUUUAUAAAAUAAUAGAAAUUACGCUGUUCAGGAAUAGUGUUCUACUAUUUGCCCAAAAAUUAGAAAGAGUUGAGUAUAAUCCUCAUUAUGUUGCGUAUGUCGUCGAUCCCAAUAUUUUGGGGCAACUAAAAUUCAUUCCUGCGAAUAAUAUUAUUGGGCCUCCUCUUUCCUUAAUAAAAACUGCUCGGGGUAUCUGUAUGCUCAGAAUAAAAGAAUAUUACAAACCCAUUGCAUAAACGUAUGACCCCCCACGUCAUCGUACACCAAAGGAGUACAAGAAGCGAAGCUCUGCGCAUGACACUCUUGCGCGAGCUUGGUGACCCUGAAGCCGUAGACGUUGAUCUGCAGCUGCACUAUCGAUUUAAAGGUACUGGCACGACCGCGGGCACGACAGCUCACCAAGCUCGCCCAAAAGCAACACACGGAAGCUUCACAUCUUGUCUCAUCUCUUUUCCUACACUCAGAUGAAAGUAUAUCAUGUUCCUAAUUAAUAAUAUUUGUCUUAAAGAAACAUUUAAAUAGCUUUUACAUUUUUGGCUUAUUUUAAUUUGCAGUAGGGCCGGUUGCCUAAAAGCGGUUAGGCCGGAGUUUGGAGUCAACGGCUGAAACACAAUUAUGAAAUAUUUAUCUGACAUCGUGGUAUGGCACAAAAUUAUCCAACUAGUGUGUUUCAACCGUAGGUUGACUCUAAUUAAUGGAAUCGGUUUUGUGCUACCGGGCCCGAACCCUAGAUCCAUUCCAACUCGUUUGUUUUUGGUCAUUUAUUCACCUUUACAUUAACAAAACCAGUAACUACCUGUUGUUUUAACCAUACAGAUUACAUAGGUA